Molecule: messenger RNA, 3882 nt
Organism: Erpetoichthys calabaricus (reedfish)
Lineage: Eukaryota; Metazoa; Chordata; Cladistia; Polypteriformes; Polypteridae
Gene: sema4c
Product: sema domain, immunoglobulin domain (Ig), transmembrane domain (TM) and short cytoplasmic domain, (semaphorin) 4C
Exons: 16
Coding region: 365-2848 (827 amino acids)
Biological process (GO): negative chemotaxis; axon guidance; positive regulation of cell migration
Molecular function (GO): chemorepellent activity; semaphorin receptor binding
Source: RefSeq, a predicted model, not a curated record
UGUACUGCUUCAGAGGUUAUUGACAAAUUUUUAAAGAGCGUUUGGAUCUGCACAGCGUUAGGGACCUCUCAGUUACUUGUGGGGCAUUGUUUAUAACAAGCACUGGUGUUUGGAGUACAAAACCGUGAACCUGUGGAGAUAACGAAGUAGCCAACUAAAAGCAAAGGACUGAGCAGCUGGCCAAACAAAAGCCGAGUGUUUUUGGACGUGGCGUGGAAAUACGGGCAUUGGGAGCACGCACCUAGGGAUCCUGAGUCGCCUCGAAGCUGGGCUGCUGGAGUAACGAGAAUUUUUGGUGAAGCUUGAUCACGCACGCAGGUGGAAAAAUCACUUGUGAGGAUUGAACACCCUACAGACAAGGGAAAUGGGCACUGCCUGUUUGCUGCUGAUGUUGGCAGUCCUUAGUGGAAUCUUCAGUGAAACAUCGUUGUGUCUGAACUGGGAUCCAGUUCCCCGCAAAACCAUCCUAUUCAACAAUCUCAAAGAUAUCAAGAGUUUUUCAAAGGUUGGUGUCUUCAACUAUACAACACUAACACUGGAUGAGGGAAACAAGAAGCUGUAUGUUGGUGCACGAGAAGCCAUCUUUUCCCUCAACAUGACAGAUGUGUCUCAGAACAGCAAAUUGAUUGUAUGGGAGGCACCACCGGAAAAGAAAGCUGAGUGUAUCCAGAAAGGAAAGAACAACCAAUCUGAAUGCUUCAACUACAUUCGGUUUCUCCAACGGUACAAUGAAACACAUAUGUACACAUGUGGAACCUAUGCCUUUCAGCCAAAGUGCUCAUAUAUUAGUCUAGAAAACUUCACUCUUGAAGAUUUGGUUCUGGAAGAUGGCAAAGGCAAGUGCCCUUAUGACCCUGCCAAAGGGCACACAGGACUUAUUGUUGAUAAGGAGCUUUAUUCUGCUACCUUCAACAACUUCUUGGGCACAGAGCCAGUGAUUCUAAGAAACUUGGGCCAGCAUCGUGUGAUGAAGACUGAAUAUUUACCAUCCUGGCUUAACGAACCUGAUUUUGUUGCAUCUACAUUUGUGGAGGGAAACUGGGGAGAUGAUAAGAUUUACUUCUUCUUCAGUGAACGAGCAGUUGAGCUUGACUGUGACAAUGAACAGGUUGUGGCUCGUGUGGCUCAAGUGUGCAAGGGUGAUGUGGGAGGGGCUCGUACCCUUCAAAAGAAGUGGACUUCCUUCCUGAAAGCCCGUCUACUCUGCUCCAUUCCACAUCAGCAUGUCCACUUUAAUAAAGUCCAGGCUGUCUUCGCUCUUGGGAAUGGGCAGGAAACCAUUUUUUUUGGCAUUUUUCAGGCACGCUGGGGUGACGUAGAUGUGUCCGCUGUAUGCCGCUAUAAUUUAGCCGACAUUACAAAGGUGUUCAAUGGGCCUUUUAAGGAAUUUCGUGAAUCAGCACAGAAAUGGGGUCGCUAUACCGGUCAGAUCCCAACACCCCGGCCAGGAUCAUGCAUCACCAAAUGGCACCAAGAAAAUGGCUUCAACAGCUCUCUCCAGCUUCCUGACAUUACACUAAACUUCGCCAAGAAGCAUCCUCUAAUGGAUGACCAGGUGAGCGAGCAACCCUUGCUGGUGAAGAAGAAUGUCAACUUCACACAGAUUGCAGUCGACAGAGUGGACACUGUUUCCCAGGGAUCAUAUGAGGUGCUCUUUAUUGGCACAGCGGAAGGUUGGCUGUACAAAGCUGUAAUUGUGAAAUCGGAAGUGCACAUCAUAGAGGAAUUGCAACUUUUUGAAACAAUCCAGCCUGUAGAGAGCCUGAAGAUCUCCCACACUGAGAAAGUUCUGUAUAUAGGCUCCCGUUCAGGUGUGAUCCAGCUGCUUCUGGCUGACUGCAGUAAAUACAGCUCUUUCCAAGACUGCACACUGGCUCGGGACCCCUACUGUGCCUGGGAUCGUGAAGGCAGAAUGUGUGUGCAGGUUGAUCGACACUUCAGUACACUUUCACUUGAGCAGGAUAUUUUACAGAAUCCACGAAGGGUGGGAGAAAAGUUCCAUCAGAGUCUUGUUCCAAGUUCAGACAAGCUGAAGCCCAAGAAUGUCACAGUUGUAGCUGGAUCAAGUCUGGUGCUGCCAUGCCAGAUAGUCUCCAAUUUGGCACAGACCCAAUGGCUUUUCAAUGACCAUAGUUUGCAGUUGAAAAACGGCUUGCACUUUGAUCGACAGCUAUGUUCCCUUGUAAUUGAGGAUGUUGGACCUAGCGAAGCGGGUCAUUAUUCCUGCUUCUCUGAGGAGGCAGGGGUGAAGUUUAUGGCAGAACGUUACCAAGUCUCAGUAGUGGCCAGCGUACCAGUCUUCAUGGAAGCCCGGACUCAAGAACUUAAUCUGGGUUUGGUCUGGGUGCUGGUGAUCACCUUGGGAGCUGUCUGCCUUCUGCUGCUUGGGGCAGUCUUGUAUCUUCGACGCAGAUUGAAGGAGCAGUUAGGCAAAGGGGCAGAAAUGAAGCCACUGGAAAGUACUUUGGUCUACCCCAUCAGCCUCCCCAAAGAGCCUCGCAAUUUUGUGCCAAGCAAGAUGGCCGACCCUGAAGACAAGUUCUGGGAUCCUGUGAACUAUUAUUAUUCAGAUGGCUCCCUAAAGAUUGUGCCAGGGCAUGCCCUCUGUCCUAAUGGUUCAGCUGCCUCUCCAACCAGCAAUGGCAUUCCUGGGCAGCCUCUGCCCACAGGAGCCCUCCAUUCACCCAGCAGACUUAGCAUUGGCAACAUCCGGGGUUCUGGAAGUAAUGGCUACAUCCGUCUGAAUUUGGGCACAGAGGAGCGAGGUGAAUUUAAUGAAGAACUUAGAAAGUCAAUUAAGCAGAGAAAUGUGUUGCCCGAUGCCAAUCCAGAAGAGUCAUCUGUUUAGGCUACCUUCUGCUUGCAUUUUUGAUACUACCUCAUUUUCAAACGGUUUUAAGGAAAAUCCGAUGUUUUGGACUGUUUCAGUUUGCUUCUCUCCUGACAUUUUCUGUAAGAGACCUUUUGCUACUGAAGAAGUCGAAUGAGGGAUUCAUUUGUAUUUAAAAAAAAAAAAAAGUGCGUAUUGGUUGGAAAGUAUAUAAAAAGAAUGAGCGCUCCAGUGAUUUCUUUUUAAGAUCACUCUUUUCCAAGCUGCGUGCUUAUUUUGUAUAGUUUUGAAAUGACUGCAGUCCUUGCCCCAUUGUGUCUGUUUGUUUCUGUUUUUCUUUCUGUGUUCAAAGACCACUCCUUUCUACUUUGGGAUGUUGAUUCACUCCAGCCCUCCAGAAUUCAUGCGCACAGCUGGUUUCCUGUGAACAUGAGCAGCAGUGUAUAUAAAUACACACAAAGUAAUGGAGAUUUGGAGACGCCCUUCCCAGCAGAAAUGCUGCUUACAAACUGCCCAAUUGAAAGGCCACCGUCCAGAUAACUGAAUCUCUUUGUGCCAUAAUAUCUUCUCACUGGGACCAUGAUGCUGGCUACAGUAUCUGAAACAUUCGACCAAGGAGGCCCCUCAGCUGUGGCAUCCAAGUUUGUCAAAUUAAGUGUGUCUGCAUCUGUCGGAGAGAAAGCCCAGUGACGGAGUUCCUGUACAGAGUCGGGUCAAGGGCCAGUCCUUUCAUCCUGUUCUGCCAGAGCAUCUGUAAGUUGUGGGGGAUCUCCACUGGCAAGUCUAGUUACACACUUUUUGUUUUCUUCUCCCACCUCUGAGACUUGUGCUCUUCUGCAAGCAGGAAGACUUGAGCUGCAAAAUGGAUGGAUUGUGUUACAGAAGACUGCAAUGUAACUUAAAAGCUUUUACUUUUUAUCUUUUUUUUAAUGAAGGGAUAUAUGUUGUAUUGUAACUUAUUUGCCUGGUAAAGGUACAGUAUUUAUUAUUCCUGUAAAUAGUUUCUUAUUUUUAUAUACAAAUUAAAAUUUUAAACCAUUUUUGCUCUUCAA